Messenger RNA from Bursaphelenchus okinawaensis, 987 nucleotides. Lineage: Eukaryota; Metazoa; Nematoda; Chromadorea; Rhabditida; Aphelenchoididae. The record is from the annotation of a GenBank genome assembly.
AUGAAAACCCUCGUCUACACAUCAACAUUUCUAAUAGUACUAAUACAGUUAACACCAAUAUCAUCACAAGGCUUGUUUCCACUAUGGCAAGGUUUUCAACAUCCAGGUUUUCAACAACCUCAAUCACCUGCCGAAGUUCCAUUACCACCAAAGAGACAGAAAGGAAGAAGACCAAACGAAAAGCUAAAGGCUUGCUGUGCCAAAUUGCCUCAGGCUGAUCCUGAAUGUAAACAAAGAUUCUGCGAUUUUAGUGCUCUUUCUAGUAAUACUGUAAGUUUAAAUUUUUUAGUUUUUCAUUUUGAUAUGGGUAUUAGGGUUUUUGAGCUUGCACCGUGCAGUCUUUUAAUUAAGUGUACUGUGCAUUCAUUUGAUUAGCUGCACCGUGCAAGUGUUACGUAAUUUGACAUCUGCACCGUGCAGCCGCUAUAUUGAAUGCACGGUGCUGUUAUUACGUAAUUUUGUAUGCACUGUGCAUCCGCUACAUUGAUUGCACCGUGCGAUUCUUGCGUAAUGUGGUUGCACCGUGAAUUUGUUACGUAAUUUAACUGCACUGUGCAGUCAGUAAAUUUAUUGCAUUGUGCAGCCAUUAUAUUGACUGCACUGUGCAGGCUCUUGUUCCAGUGCACUGUGCAACCAAUAUAUUAUUUGCACCGUACAAUUCUUCAAAUUAAAAAAAUUCAAAAUUUUUUCCAUAAUAAAAAAAACAACAUUUGAAAUAAAAUUUAGGUACUAUUCUUCCUCUCCACCUGCGCUCCGCGUGGCCCCACCGUCGGUCAAAUGUGGGAUUGUGCCUCAUCUCGAGCUGAUCACAGGCCUUGUUGUCAAGCCAAGGGCGUACAACCUGGUUGCAUGGCUUAUUGUGAAACGACGAAUGGAGUACCGACCGACUACUUGAAGUAUCUAGCUUGUUUGAGAGAUUUCGACAAGAUCAGAGAGUGCUUCCGUUAUCAUUUAAUCGACCAUCCCAAUAUCAAGGGCGAUUUAUAA